CACCCCACCAAUCUCUCUCUCUCUCUCUCAUUCAAGUGUACAAAAUGCAAGCUAAUAGAAGAAGAGCAACUACAAAGAAUGCUGUUGUAGCUGGUUCUGUUUGGGAAACCAGAAUGAAAAUUGACGAAGGGAAAGGUGGGAUCAAGGUCUUCAAUGGCGGAGAUCGCCGCGACGACAGCGGUGGCAUCGUCGCUGGCUUUCGAGUCUACCGGAGACUGAAGAGGAACCAAAGUGACAGCGUCGCCGAGGGCCGCCGGAAGUGGAAAUCAGAGUCUGAAAAGAGCCCAAUUCAACUUAGGAAGACGCGGUCCGAACCGCGGUCGGGGGUAGUGGCAGUGGCAGCGGCAGCGGCGGCGGCAGCGGCAUCAGAUGAGAAUUGCAAGGAAUUGGGUGUGGAGAAGAAGGUCUCAGAAGGGAGUCCGAGCAAUGUGGGUCCCACUGGAUCACCGAAACUAGCCGUUGAGAGCGUGGAUAAUGGUGUCGGCGAUAAGGAAGAUGGAGAGUUCGAGGAAGAGGAAGAGGAAGAGGAAGAGAUUGAGAUUGAGAAGGAGAGUUUUGAUAUCAAGGAAGUGAAUUCAACUGAAGAGAAGAUGGCAAAGGUGGUUGGAGAAGAAGAGAAGAAGGAUGAACAGAUCUAUGAAAAAACACCGAUAUGGGUGAAUGCAGAGAAAGAUCCACCGCAUGUGAUAGAACAUCCAGCCAUUGAUCCAGAUCUCUCAAAACUACCUUCAAUUGAAGUUUCAGAUGCAUUUGGUGAGGGAAUUCAAGAAACCCAAAAUAGGAUGCAAAACAUUGUGGAUUUGGUGAUGUGGAGAGAUAUAUCAAAAUCAGCGUUCGUUUUUGGAUUGGGUACAUUCAUCCUUCUUUCAUCUUCCUUCACCAAGGAUCUAAAUUUCAGCUUGAUUUCUGCAAUUUCCUAUCUGGGUCUUGUCUAUCUUGGUGUAAUCUUCUUCUAUAAAUCCAUUAUCUGCAGGGGGCUUGUGGAUUUUGAUGAAUCAAACGAGAAAUAUAUGGUUGUUGGAGAAGAAGAAGCGAUUUGGAUUAUUAGAAUGAUUCUUCCUUACUUCAAUGAGCUUCUCUUCAAGAUCCGAGGCCUUUUCUCUGGAGAUCCUGCAACCACCAUGAAGCUGGCGAUAUUGCUGUUUGUUUUGGCUCGAUGCGGGAGCUCCAUCACCAUCUGGACCAUGGGCAGAUUCGCUUUUUUUGCAGUUUUUACGUUACCCAAGUUUUGCUCCGCUUAUUCCAGCCAGCUGUCAGGCUACGGUGAGUUUUGGGUUAGACGGUUUCAGGAUGCGUGGGACACAUGCACUCACAAGAAAGCUGUCGCUGCUGCCAUCUUCACCGUCAUUUGGAAUUUAUCUUCUGUCGUGGCCCGCAUUUGGGCAGCUUUCAUGUUGGUAGUGGCCGUACGAUUCUACCAGCAAUCUUUAUUGAGGGACGAGUGGGUGGAAGAUGAGGUGCAUGAAGAUUCCAACGGUGGACAAGAGCUGACAAACAAAACCGGGCCCACUUUCAUUAUGAAAGGUGGGCCCACCAUAACAGAGGUGGCAAAGGAAAAGAAAGGUUCCUGAAAGUGGGCCCCACAUGCAUGAGCUCUUCUCGUCCGGAAUAUUCUUCCAUCCCACUUUUUUUUUGUGUAUAGUUUUUCUACCACCCAAAUGAGUCCAAGGGAAGCUUCUGUUUUAUUACUUUCCUUCAAUCCAAAUAAGCUUUCCUUUUGUCUUUUUUUUUUUUCUUAUCUUGUGACAGAAGCACAUGUAAAGCUGCCCCCCCAAAAAAAGAAAAAGAAAUAUUUAGAUCUUGUAGUGUUUGGCAGGUCAGUUUUUUUUAGUAUUAAUAAGAAAUUAGAGGUUUUGAUUAAUGAAAAUGUUAGCUGUCCAAAUCUA
Messenger RNA from Magnolia sinica, 1886 nucleotides. RefSeq names its product reticulon-like protein B21. The transcript has 9 exons. Bases 45 to 1571 code for a protein of 508 amino acids. The record is from RefSeq and is a predicted model, not a curated record. NCBI's taxonomy places the organism in Eukaryota, Viridiplantae, Streptophyta, Magnoliopsida, Magnoliales, Magnoliaceae.